Molecule: messenger RNA, 8570 nt
Organism: Anguilla anguilla (European eel)
Lineage: Eukaryota; Metazoa; Chordata; Actinopteri; Anguilliformes; Anguillidae
Exons: 2
Coding region: 415-7428 (2337 amino acids)
Molecular function (GO): DNA binding
Source: RefSeq, a predicted model, not a curated record
UAUCGAUGAAGUCAAAUGAUAGGCAGCUAGUUGUAGCAAGCAAAACGGAGCAUCGACUUCCUGUCGACCACGGAUGUUGCAUGAGAAACAAUAGAAAACCGCACAAAAUAUAAAAGAAAAAAAAACUAGCGAAACAAGCACGUGCACGGAGUCAAAGUAUGCGUGCAUGUUUUGGGGAAAAAAUAGUCAAUGGCGAAAUUAUCUGUUUUUGAUUCCAAUUGGUUGUAAGUACAAACCAUGAAAACAGAGCCUGAGGCCGAAGACUAGGACUGCUGCAGCUAGCUAGCUAGCUAGCUGGCUUGAAAAUCGAAAAGGACUGGCGCUGCUGCUGUGGCCUGCCAGUUCUCGUGAAACAACCCUCAAAGAAGUCUGAAAAGGCAUUGUGAGAGAAGACAACACAGGCAAGGUUUCCCUAUGAUGUUUGAAGAGGAAGACGUGGAUCACCAAACUGGCAAUGACAAUGAGGAAUAUGGAAUGAACAGUGGAGGAAGAACACAAGGAGAGAUUGGAGGACUCCCUGUGGGAGAUGUGACACCAGCAGCAGUUGUAGCAGCUCUCUCUGAGUACCUGCCCCACAGUAAAGAUCAGUCUCAAAAAAACCGAAGGGGUCGACCCAAAAAGAUUUUGCAGCUGAAAGAGGGGAACCAGAGGGAAAAAAAUGAUUUGGAAGCAGUAUUACAUGGUGGACCUGGUAAUUUAAAGACUCAUUCCACUUCUUGUCAGCAACAGAGUACAGAUUUAGAUAGAGCCUUUGAGAAUGGAAGUCCCUUUGACCAAGUUCCUGAAGGGAUAAGUAACCAAGAACAUGGGUUUGCUUUGUCAUCUACUAAAAAACAUAGGGACAUUUUUACCUGUACCGUAGCUGGUGAGCAACAGGUAUCUCCUGAAAGUAGUGGAACAGUAGCCACGAUUCAAGAUGACUUUCCUCCCUUUUCAGGUAGCAGGUACAACAAGGUAAAGUCAAACACUGAAACUCAGUCUCACCCAGGUGCUACAGAGAGGUUGCACAGAAAGCCUCCAGAUAAGUACCCGGGAGGAGGCGAGGGCAGGAUUGUAGUUGCACAGAUGCCCUGGAUUAGCAGUCUCGCAGAACAAGAUGAUGUAAAGGGUGAGAAUGAUGCUAGACUCCAUCCCAGUGGCAGGCUGUCACAGAACUCUUGGAAAAAUUGCCAGGGGCAAGGCAAAGACAGAGGAAUAGCAAUUGAGGAGCAGGAAAAAGUUAAAAUGGCAGAAUCAGUGAUACUAACAAAGACCCCUGCACGGACUGGUGAACUAACGGAUAAAUUCAGAGACUGUCAGUCUUCAUCUGUUAUUCCAAGUGUAUCUCAGAGUGAAAUGUUCCAGUCGGCAGGAAAAGCAGUGAAAGAACUGGUACAUGCAGGAGUGCCACAUGAACCUAAGGUCAAACGUGGGCAAAAAGAUGGUCCACCAAAAACAAACUUGCACUCCAAAACACAGGUUAGGCGAACAGUCAGUGGUUCUCAUGAGCUUGGCAACUACUUGGAGGAGAAUAGAACCUGCAGGAAGAGAAGUUCAAGCAGUUCUGACCAGUCAAAAGAGAAGCUUAGAAAAUGCAAGAUGAAAGAAAGUGAUAAAUCUCUUGAGAGUGUUAGAAUGGACACAACUGUAAAGAAGGCAUCAAGUAAGGCAGAUGUUAGACUUGUGGAUACUAAUGUGGGCCAGAUGCAACCCUCUAGAAGUCUUUCUAGUACAGGACCUGACCCUGUAAAUCCUGCUAAUGAAAAGCCGAAAAAUAAGAUGGGGCGGCCACAAAAGAAAUGUGAAUAUAUUGUAACCAAGAAAACCAUAGGGAUAUUGGGAGCUGACUGCAGUGCCUCUGUAAAAGAAUGCUCCCAAAAAGCAUUGUCUCCCAAAGACUUUAGUGACAAAAAGACAUUGGAGACAACUGUUUGUGUUCGGAAAAAGAAAAGAGGCAGGGGGAAAUAUAUUCGGAAGCCUGUCUGCAUAAUCCCACCUCAGGAACAAGUUGUGGGAAUGGCAAUUGAAGGCACAGCAGAGACUCUCUCUUCAUCCAGGAAACCACAUUCGGUACAGGAAGUAAUUGGAGGAAAACAGGUAAAAGGUCCAGAGUGUAAGGCGAGGGCACUAUUGGACCUUAAAACCACAACUGCACCAACCCCAGUUGGAUGUUCGCCACAUGAACAACAGAAGCGAGGUCGUCGAAAGAAAAUUAUUUGCUUGACUGAAAAGACCUCUAAUUCUUUUGAGCCACAGAAUUGCAGUGUUUCUCAGAAGGUUAUGUUGCCACCAUCAAAAAUUAAGACUGAGUUAAAAGGAAUGGCUAUAAUGUCCACCACAGACAGAAAAGGGAAGGGAACUGUAAAAGAGAAAACUGAAGUAGUGAGUCAACACGGUGAUGGAGGCAGCAUUGCUGUUGGUUCCAGGAACAGGGCGGCAGAUGAAAAAUUGAAACGUAAAAUUGGUCGGCCAUUCAAGAAAAAGACUCUAAUUAAAAUGGCGAAACAGUUAGCAUUAGCGCAAAUAAGAACUGCAAAUGCCACAGACAUAUUUGAACGGAAUCAACCAGAAAAUAUUCCUCUCCAUCAUCCUCAAAUAUACAAGCUAAAGAGGGAAAGGAAGAAGGUUGAGUUGUAUUCCCCAGUAUCACCGUUGAGAAGGUACAGUCGGGCCUGCAAAUUAAAUGCGAAUUACUUAGAUGAGAAGCAGGAACACCAUCCUGCAAGUAGCCAUAAACCCCUUUUGUCUUCUGUCUCCAGUGUCACUGUUGCUCAUUUGGAUUCAGGGAAAACAGUUUCCCGAUCUUCAGCUGUUCACUCCAAGAAGGAUUCAGAGACCACCAAAUCUGAAGGACAUGAUUGUGUUAAAGUGACUUGGAAAAAAGCUAAGCAUUUAAAGAACAAAAGGAAAAGUCAAGUGAACAUCAAGGUUGAAGAAAUUCAGCCAUCCGUGUUCACUGAAUUUUCAAAGAUACAAAAUCCCAGUGCCUUCCAGGAACGUUUACCUAUGCUUUCGAAAGAGACUUUAACUUCUUCCGAGUCUGUCUCAACUGAGAAGAUACCGUUGAAAAAUUGGAAAAUGCGAAGUAAGGCAAGAAAAACUGAUCAAUUGAGGUCCAGUACAGAGAGUGGCCAGUCGCUCAGCACACAGUCUCGCCAUCAAAUACACAAUGACAGUGCAGCAGCAAAAGACACUGUACCUUUACUAAUCCCGAAAGAAGAGAUUGAAGAGACACCUAAUGCAGCCGCAACUGAGAACAAAGUGGUGUCCCACAAAGAUACCCGUACUGUAACAAUGAAAAAAGUCAGGAGAAAAGGAAGAAUGUCUCAGAAAAAAGUCGUUGCAAAGAUCAAAUAUGAGCCAACAGUAGAUGCUGCUUUGAGUAAUGUCUCAGCAUCAAAAAAUAAAUACGAAUCUCACUCCAAAUCUUUACCAACAACUCAGAGUUUGAUUGAGUCCAAUUUAUCUGGUGAUAACGGAUCUCGAAGGCGAGGGAGACCAUGUAAAACUAAAGCAAUGAUUCCGACUGUGAAAUCUAGUGAAGAGGUAAAAAAAGAAAUGGUGGAUUAUGAGUCAUUAACGGACCAAAGUUGUCCCUUGAAACCCCCAGGCAAGGUUAUGUCCUGUCUGAACAUUUCUGGAGAGAGUGAAAUGAAAAGACCACGGAAAGUGGACAGGAGACGGAAAAGGUUUAGACGUCAGAAAGCUCUAGAACUUAAGGCAUCAUCAGAGGUUUUGUUAAACCCCUCAGAACCAGUUGGGAAAUUUACUUCACAGAUUGACCACAGGGAAAAUGUACAUUACAUCUCACAAACCCAUUCCAAUAAAAGAAAACUAGAGGCAGAUGAUCAGCUUUUUAAUGAUUCAAAUUCCUUCACAAAGAGGCCACGGAAAGCAUUUGGCUCAAGGAAGAGGCGGAGAAGAAAAAGGUCCUGGUGGGAUGAUAGGGGAAAGGAUAAAGACGUGCUCACAGAGAAAUACCCGGAUAGUUUGCUGAAGCCGUCUUUGCCGUCUGUUGAAGGCAAAGCAGAAGUGGCGGUGGUUGUGAAAACAGACUUUGAUGUGAAAAGGACUACGAAUCAGGAGUCGAUUCAUUCAUAUCAGCAUAAGAUGCAAAACGCAAAUAAACUCCCCUCACAUACCCGAGCAGUGGCUCAGAGAUCUGGGACAGACAGAAUUUCAGGGGAAGUAGAAUUUUCUGACCAAAUCAACCUCUCUACAGAGGAAAAAAAUAGGCCUACUGAAAAGUCAUGUGGUUACCAAGGCCAUUCAGAGCCACUGAAAAAUGCUUUUCUUAAUGAAACUGAAGGGGUGCUAUUUCACGAUAUCAGCAUUUCAGAAAAUCAAAGAUGGGUGAGUAAUCCAGAAAAUCUAAAUGACCAAAACUUGGCAGUUAAUAAUUCAGGACCACUAGCAGAAUCAUGCAAAGGAACUGUCGGCUUGGUGACUGAUGAGCUUCAAGAAAAACAAGUAAGCAAUGAAACAGUGACUUCCUCAUCUCAUGCUUUAAAAAAUGAAGUGAACGUGCUUGAGACUGACAGUCCAAAACCAGAUGAACUUCUAAAAGAAGACAUUACUAGACAAAGGUCUGGAAGAUCCAAAAAUGAAGACCAACAGAAACAAGUCGUAACAAAUGAAAAAAAUAUCUCGAGAGAUGGGUCAGUCAUGCUGAUUCCUAAAGAGACAGACCAAGUGGAAACAAAUGUUGAAAUGUGUGUGUCUUCAGAAUCCAAAACCCUAAAUCCAACAAACCUGAGGCCCUCCAAGACGCUUGAUGAGGAAUAUAGUUUAUCUGAUGUCUUUCCGAAUGCCCCUGAUGUUGAGAUAAACCAAGCAAUGUUUUUACAGCAAAAUGUGUCCAUACAGGACCUUCCACCAGAUAAAAAAGGGUGGGAAAACUAUCAGGAUGGAGUGGAACAAAGUGACCAAGAAUUGGAGGAAGAAGGAUGCAUUGAGGAAGAUGCUGUGGAGAGCAUGGCAGAAGAAUUGCCUCUAAGUAUCCAUUCUAAGAUUCGAGGUCCAGGACGCCCACCUAAGGAUAAGGAGAAGAAGCCUAUAGAAUGCCAAAUUUGUGGCCGUGCUUUUCAUCACAUCUCGGCCUAUGUCAUUCACCGCCGUGUCCAUACAGGAGAGAGGCCCUACAGUUGCCAGGAGUGUGGUAAAACCUUUGCUCAACUCUCUAAUCUUAACACUCAUCGAAAGACUCACAAGUUACCCGAUGAUCUACGCAGAAUGUUUUCUGAUCAGGAGGAACUUCUUGUCCAUUGCCAGAAGAAUGCCGAAGAGCUAAAUCGCCAACGUUUGACCAGACAAGUGAGCAAUGAAGAAGAUGGGGAGAAGAACCAACAUCGUUCCUUUCCUUGUUUGAAAGACAGGAAACCCCAUGUGUGUUCUGUGUGUGGAAAGGGAUUUCGCUACAGCUCUAUGCUAAAGAUCCACAUGCGUGUUCACAGUGGGGAGAAGCCUUACUCAUGCAAAAUUUGUGGCAAGUCCUUCAGCCAGGCAUGUAGUGUUCGUGUUCAUGAAAAAAUACACUGGUCAGUAAAGCCGUACAUCUGCAACCUUUGUGGCAAAGGAUUUUCUCAGCUCGGGACACUGAGAACUCAUUUUUACUCACACACAGGAUUGUAUAAAGAAGGUGGCAAGCAGGUAAGCAACAAAGUGAUAUUCCAGUGCCGAACCUGCAACAAGAGCUUUAGUAUUUGGCAUCAGUAUAACUUCCAUCUAAAAUCGCAUAUCGAUGUCCAGUUUUUUGCUUGUGAUAUCUGUGGUCAGCAAUUUAGGCAGAUUUCUGAUCUCAGCUUCCACCGCCAAUCCUGUGGUAAGCAGACUAUAAAGGAUACCGUACAUCAUUCAUUUGUAUUUGACACUUUGCAAAAAUCUCAAAAGCAAAAAGGUCUGCCAUUUCAACCACACCCAAUACAGCAUUCACAGCUCCAAAGCAACCAUCAGUAUCAACCACAGGGCCAACAACAAACAUUUUUUCCGAACUAUAGUAUAUCUCAGCAACAGGUUUACCAUUUACCUGAACAUAAAACCUUUUCUGAACUGAUGAACCCUCAACCACAAAGAGAUGCUUCCCAGCAGAGGAAGCAUUCUUCAAGAAGUAAAUGGAGGCAGAUGGCUAGCCCUGCCUAUUCGCAAAUGAUAAUAAAAUCCCCUCGUAAACGUUACCACUCAAGGCACACUCUCUCAACAUCAGCUCAUCUAGAUCAUAAAUUUGACCCAAGGAAGUAUUUGUGCCCGCGCUGUGGUCGACUAUUUAGGCACUUAGGGAGGCUUAGAGCCCACAUGCUGACCCAUGUCCAUGGUCACAGCUAUACCUGUGGGCGCUGUGGGAAAACACUGGAAAACUGGAACAAGUUCUGGCUGCACCAGCGUAUCCACCGACAGAAACGAGGACGUUUCUUUUGUCCUAAGUGUGGUCAGGGCUUCCGCUUUGCUGGAAUGUACAAACAGCAUUUGCAGGAACACAAAGAGCUAAGAGUAUUUGCUUGUUCCUCAUGUCCACAGACAUUUUCCCAUAGAGAAACUUUGAAGGCUCAUCAGAGAGAGGAGCACAAACCACAUAAGUGUAAUGUUUGCGGGAAAAGUUUCCACCUUCAGGGAAACUUGCAGCGACACAACCUUGUUCAUCGUCAUACCCACCCAGAAUGUUGUCCUCACUGCAGUUUGUUAUUCCCCAACAUCAGUGGUCUACAGGAUCACAUGAUUACUCAUAAAAGUCCAACUGGCCCACUCUUGGAUGUGUCGGCACAACAAAAUCUAUUGCCAUACCAAUGUGGGGAAUGUGAAGCCAGUUUCAAAAACUUGGAUUUGCUUUUCCGUCAUCAGCUCUGCCACUCUCCCCCCAGGGACAGGAAGCCGUGGCGUAAUGGAGAGAUUGUUGGCUUGCAAAAUAAGGGUCUGCAUGUCUUUACUUCCCUGGAUGACACAAGUGUGUACCCUAGUUCCUCAUCCUCGGAUCCCCAGGUCUCUGCUCUUUACACUGAUCCAUCUUCCCACCAACAGGGUUCUCGGAUCAGCCAUACCUAUUCUCCUGAUCAUUCUCAACUUGCAAGCAACAAGCCCAGUCAGUCUAGCAAGUUCCAGUCUCUAGAAAACAACACACACCUACCUCAGACACUGACACCCUGUACAGCUGUGCCUUUUUCUGAAGCUCAACCUCUCAGUCUCCCACAAUAUCCCCAGACAUGCAACCCCGUCCAGUCCCCUAGCCAUAAACAGGUCCAAACCUCUCCAAAAUUUGGAAAAGUAUUUACCCAAAAGCCGCUCCGCACCUAUGAGAAGUCCAAGAGGGGUGCCCCUUGCACCCCAUCAACAUCUGUGAAACCCCAGAGUGAAGAGGACAGUAGGGACAGUUUAGAAUGUGUGGAGUGUGGGGCACAGUUUAAUCUUGUUCCAGAAUUAUAUGAACAUUACUUGCAGCACGCCAGGGGAGAGCUGUAAGGGACGAUAAAAUAAAGAAAUGUUUUGGAAAGACUAAAAGUAGAUUGAUUUUCAUUGUUCAUUUUGGACAAACAAAACCUCACCCCCUUUCAGUGGAGGAUUUGCUUUCUAAAGAUGCUCAGUACAUGUAAAAAUUCAGAUAUUUCUAUUAGUGGUUGUCUCACAGGUGGGGGGAGUGAUUACACAAUACCUCAGUGGUAUAGACAGAAGGCUUGCAAUGCUGACCUUUUAGAAUAUAUUUGUGUUGGGGGGGGAAGGGAUAAAGUGCUGUGUGGCAAUUGCACGCAUCUCAAAUACUGCAGGUAUCUUGGUAUGCUUUCUAAAGUAAGGAUUAUGUACUUACAAAUCACCCUGUCAUUAAAUGUAUUCCUUAUGCUGCCUCUGGGCAUUAAAGCUUUGUUACUUUUCAGUACAACUUAAAAUGUCUAUUGGUAUCAUCAUAAUUUUAAUUUCCAUUAGUCUGAUUUCUUUCCCAUUUCCACUUGUAAAUCUACCACAAAGAUAUCUGAGAUACCAUUUUGAAUAGGGUUGUAAGUUUUCUUUUGCAAAUGGGAACUGUGAUGUCAUUUAAGUUAGUGAGCAUUGUUUAAACUGUGAAUUCAAAUGUAUGUCUAAGAUUGAGUAGUGCAGCAUACAGAUUGCAUCAUGUGUGCCCUAGGACAUUCUGACUGCAUCAAAUAGCCUGAAAACAUGUAUUGAGUGUCCCCAUGUCCUUGGAGAGAAGCGAGUGACAGAAAGUGUCUUUGUAAUAUAAUGUUGUAAUUUGUUUUACAGUGUUUACAGUUAUGUUAAGACAACUGACUGCACUGUCUUGCAAAAAGUUUUGUAGAGUUUGUGUCAGAGCACUUGGUUGCUGAUGUGAGGAUUAGUAUUUUUGCAAGAAGUGUGAGGUAGAUUUCUGUACUUUUUAUUUACAUUUUGUCUGCCCCACCUGUACCAUAUUAACCAGGUGUGCAGUUGCCUCUGUGAUUUCCUUAAGCAAAAAUAUUUUUUGUUUUGAAGUGGGAGCAUUGCAAAGUAGAAGUCACUGCAACACCAUACCGUUUUGUACAGUUUUAAAGGGGUUCCUUUUUUAUCUCUUGUAAAUGUCAUGAAGAAAGUUGCAGACAAGCCUAACAAAAUAAAGCAAAGAUUUUUACUCA